GCGUGCGCCGAGCGUUCUGGCUCAACAGUGCGCAUGCGCAGUCGCGUAUGACCCCACAGCGCGGAAUUAACGCAUGUUUGUCGGCGCUCACACGCGUUUGCUAGCUCACGUGCUAACUAGCUUGCUAGUUUUACAUAGUUAGCUAACUAGCUAACUAGCAGGUCCAAUUCCAAUUUAUUUCUUUGUUUGACUGUUAUUUUUUAAAAAGAGUUUUAGAGUUGUCUCGUUUUUGUUCUCAGACAUGGAUUCCCAGAAAGACAUGCAGCCUCCUAAACAGCAGCCCAUGAUCUACAUCUGUGGAGAGUGUCACACAGAAAACGAGAUCAAGGCCCGAGACCCGAUCCGCUGCAGAGAGUGCGGCUACAGAAUCAUGUACAAGAAGAGGACGAAGAGACUGGUUGUGUUCGACGCCAGAUGAGCUCCACCCGAUGAACUCCUGCUCUGAACUAAAACCCUUCUUCCUUUUUCUUUGUUUUUCUUUCCUCCAUUUUAGUUUGAAUUUGUAAAUAAGUGUGUAGGAACAAUACAGUUUUGUGUACAAAAAAAAGCUGAGUCAUUGUCCUGCUUGUGUUGAAACUGUUGGUUUAUAAAUCCUGUGGCUUCUGCUGUUUUUCUGUUCGGACGAGGAAACUGUUUGUCACUUCACUUCAUUCUGCUGCUUUACAGGUUAAAACACGUCGAGUGUAAAGACAUCACGUCUCCUAUUAAAUUCUACACCAUCUCUCUCUCUCUCACACACACACACACACACUGAGCUUUAAGAGAACUGUUUCAGCAGGACGUACUCCAGUAUUUUUAUUCUAACACUCUAAAAGCAAAAGAUAAAAUGGUAAAACUAUGAUUUAUUAUUUAUGUAAUAAAUAACAUUUAUGUAGUAAAAAUUCUAAAGGAUUUUAUUUUGUAUUUUUGUUGCAGUAUUUUAAUUUUUUUUACUAAUAUUGCUAAUUAGAUAACGAUCAAAUGCUGAAGUUUGAAGCUGUGAGUUUAACUGGUGUGUAUGACAUUUUAAUGACUAACACACACACAAGAAAAACACUUCAUCCCUUAUAUUUUUUUGUACGGCAUUUAAAUAUAUUUAAAUUUGAAAUCUAUAUAUAAAUAUAUAUUUUUUUGUGUCGUAAACGAAUUAAUACUAAGUCUUGUAGUAUGUUAUUUUAAAAAUGAACAUUCUUAUGUAUGCUAUAAAACAAUUUACAUGUGUCCUUCCCCUGGAGAAAGCAGCAACGUGAGUCUUACAUAGGUUACUGAAAGAUUGUUUCUUCUACUAAUCAGGUUAAAAUUAUUCAUAAACUGUUAUUAAUUAGUUUAAACACUAAACAUGUUGAGUAAAAGAUUCUAAGACCAGUUUUACUAUAAUAUUAUUCAUUAUAUAAAGAAUGAAACUGAAUGAAUCAGUGUGCAUUGAACUAAAUGAGUCACAUUGCUUCUUAUUCAAAUAAUUGAUUGUAAUUAUAUAAUAAAAAUCUCAA
Molecule: messenger RNA, 1469 nt
Organism: Ictalurus furcatus (blue catfish)
Lineage: Eukaryota; Metazoa; Chordata; Actinopteri; Siluriformes; Ictaluridae
Gene: polr2k
Product: RNA polymerase II, I and III subunit K
Exons: 4
Coding region: 242-418 (58 amino acids)
Biological process (GO): DNA-templated transcription
Cellular component (GO): RNA polymerase III complex; RNA polymerase I complex; RNA polymerase II, core complex
Molecular function (GO): DNA-directed RNA polymerase activity; zinc ion binding; DNA binding
Source: RefSeq, a predicted model, not a curated record